UGUUAGGUUCAUUUAAAUAUUUUUGAAAUUAAAAAAGAACAAACAUUUAAAAAACAUUUUUUUUAAACUAGGCAAGUCAGUUUUUUAAGAACAAAUUCUUAUUUACAAUCACGGUCAAACCCGGAUGACGCUGGACAAUUGACUGGGGUCUUUUCAUCCCUCCUGCCCAUCAUAAUCGUACUCCGUCCAGGAGUGGACAUCACUCAUCCUUCUAGCCAGCAGGUACACGGACAGUUCAUAUAUGGGCAUGGUAGUUUUUGUGGUUUUGAGGUGACGACUCACUGAAUGGGAGCAAGUGCUGGACAGAGUCUGACCUUAGGAUACAACAGGAGAAGAGCAGAGCAGCAGUGCAUCGAUGGCCCACCCAACCCCUCAACAGGUUUGCUGUGAGGUUCGAGAAGAAGUUAGGAGGAGAAAGUGAACUGUACUAGAUGCCAUGAUGGAGGACGACCAGCUGCCUACACCUUCUCCCUUGCUGGACCUAGAACACUGUCCCGGAGCCUCUUCAGUAACGAACCAUGCAGAGUUCCUGGGUGUCAACCAGAUUCAGGUGGUGGUGAGCCGGAGCCCAACCCCCCAGGUCACGGAGGAGACCUACUUUAUCCCCCGUAACCCGGUGGUGGAUGCGGGCACCAACACCGACCCCCCGGUCAUCUGCUGUGGCAGGCUCCGCCGGGCAUGCCCCUGCCCGCCCCGAGGCCUCCUGGCCUCCCUCAUCACCAAGGUCCUCAUUGCAUUAGUGCUGUUUGGCGUGGUGUGGUCCAUCACAGAGAAGGAGUGUCUGCCGGGGGGGAACCUGUUCGGCAUCACCGUGCUCUUCAUCUGCUCUGUCACCGGGGGCAAACUGGUGGGCCUCAUACGGCUUCCCAAACUGCCUCCCUUUCCCCCGCUCCUGGGUAUGCUAUUGUCGGGCUUCCUGCUGCGUAAUAUCCCCGUGGUAACGGAUGCCGUGUACAUCAACUACCGAUGGUCCUCCUCCCUGAGGAACAUUGCCCUUGCUGUCAUCCUGGCCCGAGCAGGCCUGGGAUUGGACGCCUCGGCUCUGAAGAAGCUGAGUAUGGUGUGUAUACGUGUGGGAAUGGGACCCUGCAUCAUCGAGGCCUGCACCGUCGCCAUCGCCUCCCACUUCCUCAUGGGCCUGCCCUGGAUCUGGGGAUUCAUCCUAGGAUUUGUGCUGGGAGCCGUGUCCCCGGCCGUGGUGGUUCCCUCCAUGCUGCUGCUGCAGAAGGAUGGCUACGGCUUGGAGCAGGGCAUCCCUACCCUCCUCAUGGCUGCCGGCAGCUUCGACGACAUCCUGGCAAUCACCGGCUUCACCACCUGCAUGGGCAUGGCCUUCGCCACCGGCUCCAUGUGGUACAACCUGCUCAGAGGUAUACUGGAGGUGGGAGGGGGAAUGGUAGCUGGGGUCCUGCUGGGAUUUCUGUUGCGUUACUUUCCCAGCAAAGACCAGGACAAUGUAGUGAAGAAGCGCUCAUUCCUGUUACUGGGCCUGUCGGUGUUUGCCGUGUUCGGCAGCAACGUGGCCGGCUUCCCCGGCUCGGGGGGCCUCUGUACCCUGGUCCUCGCCUUCCUGGCCAGCCUGGGCUGGAGAAGGUCAAAGGUCCCUGUGGAGGACAUAGUGGGUAUUGCCUGGGAGGUGUUUCAGCCACUGCUCUUCGGCUUGAUCGGGGCCGAGAUCCAGAUCUCAGAGCUGGACAAAAACACUGUCGGCCUGGGCAUAGGCUCUCUGGCCAUUGGUCUGCUGGUGCGUGUUCUCUUCACCUUCGUCUGUGUGCUGUGUGCCGGCUUCAACUUCAAAGAGAAGCUCUUCAUCGCUCUGGCCUGGCUACCCAAAGCCACUGUACAGGCGGCCAUCGGCUCCACAGCGCUGGACAUGGCCCGCACCAAGGAGGAUAAGGAGCUGGAGAAGUACGGCAUGGACGUGCUGACAGUGGCCGUGCUCUCCAUCCUGCUCACUGCCCCCAUAGGGGCCCUGGUCAUAGGGCUCACAGGACCUCGCCUGCUGCAGAAACCAAAGAACGCUGCCUGGGAGCGGGAGCAAAGCGGAACUAUAACCGAGACCCCAAUCACCUACGAGAGUACCCUCUGAUGGCGGGAACCAGGAAGUACACUUCACCAAGGAGGAAAUGACGUGGAUGGAUCGUAGGGAAAUGGGGGCACUUCAAGCGUGCAUCUAAAAUGGCACCGUAUUCUCUUUAAAGUGCUGUACUGUUUAGAGAAUAUGGUUCCUAUUUCAGACUCUGGUGACACCCAGGAUGAUGCCUUUCGGACAGUGGGGUCUCAUCUGUGUGUUUGACAUCCUGCAGCGUUUAUUUAUAUCUCCCCGAGGGUAGUUUCCAGGCCUCGAACUACAGCUGCCACUCAACCAACAAUCCACUAUAUCCAAGCAUUAUGUACUAUACUGAAAAUUCAGUAAUGCUACUAUGAAAAUGAUACCCUAUCAUUUAAAAGUGGUUCGAUGAGCUGAGCCACUAGAAUUGAAUGUUUUUGACAUUGACUAUCAGGCAUAUUGUGUGUUCAUUAUCAUACAGUCAUAAACUGUAUGUACGCCUUCACAGCAUUUAUUUUUGUCCUUAGGCCUUACGCAUCAAUUAUUUACCAGCUGCUGAUGUUGUAUUCUGUGUGAAUGUAAUGUAUUUAUGAGAAGGUUGUUGUACUAGCUUGUUGUGCAGUUUGAUUCAAAGAAAAUAUUAUAUUUUGCUUUGGACUGUUGUUGCUUGCUAGACUCCGGACGAAGGCAAGAAAGUUUUAUUUAUUGUAUGUUACCAUUUAAGCAAUAUUCAAAUCAUGUUGUGCACUAAAUGUGACUGAAUGGCACAAAAAACAUUAAUAAUAUGGACCCCUAGCUAAGAUCUAUUUAUGACGGGGGUCUUUCAUGCAAAAUCAGUGUGGCUCAGAUAAUAGCGUCACAUUCAGAGCAAUAUACUGUAGAAAUCUGUUUUUAAGAAAAGACUGCCAAACAGUCAGUUUAUUUGUUCUGUUCAUUUUAUCGUGUUUUUAUUAUUCAGUAGUUAUGAUUUUGAUUCCAUAGAGCUAAUUGUGCAGUUGAUUUAGAGAUACUUUUGUUACGUUUGUAUGGACUCUUGAAAGGGUCCCUUUUAGGUUUUUCAGUAGUAAUUUGUAAUAUAUCAUACCAUUGAAGAGUCUUGUUUAAACUUUUGAAAAUUGAACUGUUAAAUUGUAAAACAAAAAAUGUGUUUUCUGAGAUCAAAGCACAUUUUCUGUUAAAACAAUUCCAUUUGCUCCAGAUUAUGUAUAUGCUGUAGGUCUAGCUCAACUGGACUAUUAUACCUGGAAAUGAUUUGAUAUUGAUAGAAAAUGUCAACACUGGCCCUUUAACGAAAGUGGUAGUCUUUUGACACUAAGAACACAUUAAGGACACCUUCCUAAUAUUGAGUUGCAUCCCUUUUGCCCUCAGAACAGCUUCAAUUUGUCCGGGUAUGGACUCUACAAGGUGUCGGAAGUGUUCCACAGGGAUGCUGGCCCAUGUUGACUCCAAUACUUCCUACAGUUGGCUGGAUGUACUUUGGGUGGUGGACACACGGAGAAACUGUUCAGCGUGAAAAAACCCAUCAGCUUAGCAGUUCUUGACCCAAACCGGUGCCAUACGAUUUUCAAAGGCAAUUCAAUAUUUUACUUUCCCCAUUCACCCUCUGAAGGGCGCAUUCAGAAAGUAUUCAGACCCUUUUACAUCAGUAUUCAGACCCUUUUCUAUGAGGCUUGAAAUUGAGCUAAGGUGCAUCCUGUUUCCAUUGAUCAUCCUUG
Molecule: messenger RNA, 3765 nt
Organism: Oncorhynchus gorbuscha (pink salmon)
Lineage: Eukaryota; Metazoa; Chordata; Actinopteri; Salmoniformes; Salmonidae
Product: sodium/hydrogen exchanger 9B2-like
Exons: 13
Coding region: 437-2089 (550 amino acids)
Biological process (GO): proton transmembrane transport
Cellular component (GO): membrane
Molecular function (GO): antiporter activity
Source: RefSeq, a predicted model, not a curated record